AUGACAGAUGAAGGCACGACAGCAAAGCUUCAAGCGAACAUCGAAUCUCUUCCACUCGCCGACCAACGCGCAGUCAACUCAGUAUGGUCGAUCUUCUCCUACUCACCACACGCGCGCCGCGGCCUGAUCCUGCAAGGGAUUUUGACGAUGUGCUGCUUCUUGCAGCUCUCCCUACUCUCCUCCGCACUAGCUUUAGCGAUCCGAAUCGACCCAUUCGGCCUCUUCCCCCGCGAGGUCUCCCUCCGCGUGCUGGGCUUCACAGACGCGAUCACGCUCGGGCGCGCAGCGCAGGCCAGUCGAAGUUUGAAGGAGCUAGCGGACGAUGAUUUAUUGUGCGAGCAGCACAUUGAGCGAAAGUGUGAAAAGUGCGGGUGGGGUUUGCCCUUGUUGAACGACAAGAAGAGGAGACGAGCAGCUGCUUCGAAUGCAGCUGUUGCUGCAAAGAGACCCUCGCCUACUGCUCCUACGCCGGGCGCAUCAUCCUCAGCACAAUCCACAGCAUCGCAGUCGCAAGUCUUGAAUGGCACAACAGCCACAAGUGGCAAUCUGAAGCGCAGCAUCACAGCGACAGCGAACGCAGCUGCGCUCGAGAAGCGCAAUUCACUUUCUCGGCCUCCAUCGCCUUCUCCACCUUCACAUUCCAACUAUCCUCCAGCAACAUCAGAAACACAUUUUCAGCAGCCUCCAGCCAAGCGCCAAUUGAUGACUCGCCCCUGGAAGUCGGUCUACUGUGAACGCUGGAUGAUCGAGCGCAACUGGCGAGGCGGGCGCUAUUCAGUCCGGACUCUCCAUGGGCACACAACGGGAUCAUCGCACCCAUCGUUCCUCGUCCUCCUCAGCGGCAGCUACGAUCGCACACUUCGGGUUCUCAAGGGGCAUACGAGGCGGAUUCGAUGUCUCCAAUUCGACGAGAUGAAACUCAUCACGGGAAGCAUGGACAGAACGCUGAAGAUUUGGAAUUGGAGGGCUGGAGAGCUGAUCAGGACACUGGAGGGCCAUACCGCGGGUAUUGUCUGUCUUCAUUUCAACGACGAGGUCCUGGCUUCUGGUAGCCAAGACUCCGACAUCAAAUCGUGGUCGGGGCCGAAAAGCCCUCCAGCAACUUUCCUCUUCUCUGCGUCGGAUGACUGCACGAUCCGCCUUUGGGAUUUGCAAACGAGCGAGUGCAUCAUGUCAUACGAUGGACAUGUCGGGCAGGUGCAAAGCAUCAAGCUUGUUAUGCUGGAUGACGAUGCCGUCCUCAAGCUCUCUAAGGGUACAGCUGCCGGCCUCGUGCCUCCUGCUCCUUACGACGUUGAGAUGAGCGACAUUGAUGGGGGCUUCUCUGCAAUGCAAGCCGAGAUUGAGCAGCGGUCGCAGAAUGCGCCUUCCUCUCGGUUCGGCUUUGGAGAAGGUGAGGCGGAAAGCAGCAAGAACCGCUCCAAGUCAAAGUCUCCCAGCCGGAGAGCUUGCUCGAAGGCUCGCCCGGUACUGCUAUCGGGUCCCUGGGACAAUACGCUCAAGAUCUUCGAUGUGCGCACCGGGAGGUGUAUCAGAACACUCUUUGGCCAUGUUGAAGGUGUCUGGAGCGUCGAAGGCGAUAAGCUCCGGAUCGUCAGUGCGAGUCACGACAGGACAAUCAAGAUCUGGGAUAGAGAUACCGUGCUGCGUCAAAGCACGCUCGUCGGUCACCGUGCUGCAGUCACCUGCGUCGCCCUUGGAGACGACAAGAUCGUCAGUGGUAGCGAUGACUCCGAAAUCAAGAUUAGAUGUUUCAGUUAA
This is a messenger RNA of Tilletiaria anomala UBC 951, 1761 nucleotides long. Its product is annotated as WD40 repeat-like protein. NCBI's taxonomy places the organism in Eukaryota, Fungi, Basidiomycota, Exobasidiomycetes, Georgefischeriales, Tilletiariaceae. Gene Ontology annotation, molecular function: protein binding. Bases 1 to 1761 code for a protein of 586 amino acids. The transcript is spliced from 8 exons. The record is from RefSeq and is a predicted model, not a curated record.